AUGUCUACCACACCAGUCCCCCUGCAGUUGACGUCCUUGGUGAACGUGUCGGCAUCCCAACAACAAGAACGAUGCGACGGGGAACCAGCGUACCAUCCCGAGGAUUCCUACCAAACCCUCCAACGACUCUGUACACGACGCCCGUCGACUACCAACGACACCACCAUUGCAUCCUCCAGUGACUACGUGCACCACGGGAGUAUCGAAACCCUCUGGCAACGUCGACGGGACGGUACCGGAUGGCGUGUCGUGGUACAGAGUGGACUCGACGACGGUCGCGUCCUCGACCAACAACACACCAACGCCCGCGCACGUAAGACCACCAGCACCACACACGCGUCCUUUGUCAUUCCACAAGAUGCCGCCGCUGUUUCUACAUACGGAGGAGAUUGGCAACCCAAUCCAGCACUUGUAUGGACCUCCUUUGCGACCGAUACUACGCGUGAUCCAGCGCCACACACCGUCUUGUGUGUACUCGUACAUCCAACAACCCUCGUGCUCUACGACGUCUACCCCGAUCAAUCCGCUACCACCAUACUGACGGGAGGAGAAGGAUACACCAUAUCCUUGCCGUUUGAAUGUGCCGGUCUGUACAGUCUCGAUCAAGUGGGGGGACUCUUUCUGCAGCGGAUGCCCGACGCCGAAGAUACUCAAAUCGAUGGACCGCACCACCACGAUGAAUAUGACCAUAACGACGACACACACGAACAAACCCUACCACACACCGUCGACGAUGGUUUUAUCCUCCAGGCUCCACCCCGUCGUCACCGGAAUCCACCCCGGUUCCCCAACGACGAACUGGACGAUAGUGUGUCACCGCGUAUUUCUCGACAAUCCCCCCGUCCCGCACCGCACACUUCCCCCCACACACCGUCCUGGCUGCCUCACCUGCCACCCGUCGCCAGUUUGUUUACCCUGCAACAUCCUCUCGCGGACGUGUUGCCCGUCCGGCAAGUAUCGACGAGCAGUGUGUUGCACAACAAUCUGGUCACGGAUGUGCACGAAACGGUCUUGUGGGUGGGGACGGCCAAGUGGAGUGACGACAACAACAUUACUCGGAAUUCAUCGUCACCGCAGGCACAGAAACAAGUGCUCAUGGUCACCUUCCAUCAAGUGCACCAACGACACGCCGUAUGGGUCGUGCGCGAGGCGCCGCCGGCGCCUUCCCAAACCAUCCCUCUCCACCAAAUGUCCCACGCAUGGCACCAAACGAACCAUACCGCACAGGAGUGGGAAGUAGGAGGUGACGACGUCGACCUCUGGCUUGAGAGUGUGGAAACUGCGGCAGGAACCGGUCUUCUGGUCGGAGGCAAUGCCGUGCAUUUGCCGCCCACCGUAUCGCGUGAUCAGGCUCUGGCCGAAGCACUCGGCGUCCGGCGCACGCCCCGUCAAGCCAUCGACGCCGCGGUCAAUACUUCCGCGGCCCGCUCCCGACCGCGUACCAACGACCCUCGAUUAGCGCCGAACUCGUCUUUUCUGUCCCCUCAUAAUCGUUCCACGCUAUCCGUCACCCAGGAAACGUCAAUCCUCCACGAAUCCAAUGGUCGAUCGCCGGGGGGCAAUGCAGUGGCCAGUAGUCCCUUUGCCUCCAUGGAGCCCAAGAUUGCCGUUGAGUGCGUCUAUCGGGAAGAGCCCAGCGCGGUGAGAGUUCCCGCCACCAGUGUCUUUUUGGCAUCUAACGUGUCCGGCUCGGGCACGCUGACGCUAUGUCUCCUUGCUGCCUCUAGCACAGACACGCAAGAAUUGAGCUUGUUGGCGUUGCAGCCCAACGCCCAAGAUGGUUUUCAAGUCACUUUGAUAGAGCGGCGUGCCUGUUCCGGGGCCCAGCCAAUUCAGUCCACCCCGGUCCCGGCCUGUUUUGCACCACCCAUGGUCAAUCGCCGGACGGAAAUGGCCACGGAUAUAUUGGUGGCGGAUCCAGACGGAGCCUUGGUACUGUACCGCGCUAAUUUACCGAUUGCGUCCGUCACCGCUCCCUACCGUGGCCCAGUGGUCAAUGUACAGGAUGGAUUGGGCGAUCGCGUGUCGAUAGUGUUCGGGGACGGGGGCGGGCAACAGAUCGUACGCGCCACUCUUUCGUUGGCGUUGGAAUCUAGUCCUUUGACCCGGGAUGCCUUGGCGGUUUGGGACGCGGCCCUUUUUCCACGACCGGAAAACCAAGCGUUCGCGUUCGCGUUGCGGGCAGAUACGGUCCGCCUGGCACAGGCGUUGGCAACGGAAGCGACGGGCCGUGUGCGAUGCGACAUGGCGUGGACGGCGUUUGCUGCCGUUUUCGAACACAUCGUGGAACUAGCCUUGUGGGGGACAAGGUCUGAAACAAAUCCGUCCGCCAAGGUACAGUCUACGACUUCGUGGGAAGCUUUGGUGGGUUCCGACUACCAUCGACAGUACAAGGAUCAGGAUCAAGGUUUGCUUUUCAAAACAACAACGCCAUCUAUAACACUUUCACGAGAUGACGCGCCACGAGCGCUACUAGAUUCCAUCUCGUCGUUGGCAGCCACAGUACUGCGUUCUCGGGAAAAUGGACUCCCCAUUGUUCCGCCUUUAUUUGAUGCCCUCCUGUUUUUAUACGAAGAAAACAAGCUUUCGGUCGCGCAUCGAGCAAAGCGACUAGUCCCUCUGUCGAAACUGCUUGGUUCUAAGCUGUACAAAUACAAUUUUCCCCCAGUCCGCUCCCAACAACAUUUCGUUUACGUCGUUGCCAUUGCCACCAUCUAUUCUUACGUGGAUCGGGCUGAGAAUUGA
This is a messenger RNA of Phaeodactylum tricornutum CCAP 1055/1, 2745 nucleotides long. RefSeq lists its product with no specific name. NCBI's taxonomy places the organism in Eukaryota, Bacillariophyta, Bacillariophyceae, Surirellales, Neidiaceae. Gene Ontology annotation, molecular function: molecular adaptor activity. The record is from RefSeq and is a predicted model, not a curated record. The coding region runs from base 1 to 2745 and encodes 914 amino acids. Gene Ontology annotation, biological process: protein K11-linked ubiquitination; anaphase-promoting complex-dependent catabolic process; metaphase/anaphase transition of mitotic cell cycle. The transcript has 2 exons. Gene Ontology annotation, cellular component: anaphase-promoting complex.